AUGCUGUUUCGUCUUCCGUCAUGUCCAAUUUCAGUGCUCAAAAGAUCCGACACCACCGUCGUCGGUGGGCUGGCGCGCUCCUGGCUUCUGGGGGUAGCUAAAACGGAGGAUUCUGCCGGUCGUCGCUCCAUAUCCUCCACCUCCCUACACGCCAGACGAGUGGCCUCAGGCGCUGUCACCUCGGCUGCUGUCUACGACCAGACCAAAAGGACUCCAGACGUCUGGGAGCCCCAGCGAAUCCCACUCCUCUCGCCCCCCUGUACCCCAGAAACCCCACCACAUCUGCAACCGUCACCAUGGCAACCGGCAGUAAAGUCUGCUUUCUUUGCUUCAAUCGCCGGGGCUAAAUUGUUGGCCGGGCCCGAGAAGACUCCUGGUUCUGAGCUGACUUCGAGAGACGCCUGCCGAGAGCAGACGUCGCAUUCGCAACCCUUUCCCUUGAUCAUACCGGAGGGUGUCGACAAGCAACACAGCUCCAUCCUGCCAACAUUGCACAUGACUACCAGACAGAGGACAGCCUUCAGCACGGUGGAUGAUGCCUCGGCGGCUGGACAGCAUGAAGAGGGCGAGUCAAGUGUGGAGAAGUUGCCGGAGGUAGACACUCGUUCACUGUUGCUAUGGCGCUCAAAACCUCCUGGCCCAGGCCUAGGGGACUAG
Protopolystoma xenopodis is the source of this 657-nucleotide messenger RNA. The record is from the annotation of a GenBank genome assembly. NCBI's taxonomy places the organism in Eukaryota, Metazoa, Platyhelminthes, Monogenea, Polystomatidea, Polystomatidae.